AUGAAGGUGAACUCAGUGUUUCUCCCACUUCCAGAGUUCGAGGACGUGACCAGUUCUUUGAAUUUCGAUACGACCGACUGCCACAUUGUCGGCGGCUGCGAUAUUUACACCACCAAAGCGGCACGCUCCGAUCGGAAACUCUACAACCAUAUCGAACAGUCGCUCGAAGCUCAAUAUGAAUCUGUCCUUCGAUUUUCAGCUUCACUUUCACCUCCGAACGCACACGAUGCCGCCGAGACCCUCAAUUUAUCGCGGUCUAGCCCGUUCGGACCCCUGAGCGACCAUUCGAGCCGACGGACCUUUGCCUAUUUGAUUGCCACUUUGAAUGCAAGCCAUCCAGAUUACGACUUUUCACAGGUCUUGCGCCCUACUGAUUUCCGACGGGAGCGGAAUUUGAAGCGCGUCAUGAACACAGUCGAUUCGACGCUGCUCAACCUGCGACCGCGCGAGAACACCAACUUGUCUCCUGCAUCCCCUGCGACGCUUUCUGGAUCGUACACAGUAGGAGCAUCUUCUGCGUGGGGCCCACGAGUAUGGAAAACGAUAGAUGAGCACAUGUCGCUCAAGGAGUGUUCGAUCUACUCGUAUUCGCCGGAGGAGGACCCAUCCGAUGCCGAUGAUGGGGCUAUCUGGAGUCUACAUUUCUUUUUCUUCAACCCGAUUCGCAAGCGCGUCUGUUACAUCUUCCUCCGCGCAAUUCCAAUCCUCAGCCACACCCCAGAUGAGAUGGCCACUACGCCUACUGGGAAGCGGACCUACGACGAGGGAUACCUCACGCCAGACCUUAGCUCUAGCAAGCGUGCUAAGUUCUGGUUCGGGGAUCGCGCUAGAUCACACCUUAUUGCCAGCGACAGUGACGAUGAGAUGGAUCGCCCUCUAAAGACGAUUCGAACCGGGGUGGAUGAAUAUGACCCGUACGUGAUCAGUGACGACGACGAGCAUUUGCCAAAUGCCCGCCGGGGAGUCCGGGCCAUGAGCGAGGAAAUUGCGGCCUCGAUGGAGGUCUAA
Messenger RNA from Penicillium egyptiacum, 1008 nucleotides. Lineage: Eukaryota; Fungi; Ascomycota; Eurotiomycetes; Eurotiales; Aspergillaceae. The record is from the annotation of a GenBank genome assembly.